Saccostrea echinata is the source of this 1241-nucleotide messenger RNA. Its product is annotated as origin recognition complex subunit 2-like. Bases 148 to 576 code for a protein of 142 amino acids. The transcript has 6 exons. Lineage: Eukaryota; Metazoa; Mollusca; Bivalvia; Ostreida; Ostreidae. The record is from RefSeq and is a predicted model, not a curated record.
CAAAAGGAAUAUUUAUAUGUAUGUGUAAACUCUUUACAUUAUGAUAUUAAUGUCUUUGAUUUUUGUCACCUGAAAACUGUUCAAAAUUUUCAACGAAGAGAACCGCAGAUUGGAGAGAACUUUUUAGUAUCAGCUGUUUGUAUUACAAUGGGUGGGACAGGAUCGAAGAAAAAGACAACUAACAAUGACGCUGCGAACGGAAAGGAAGAUGAACCAGACCCCAGGUGGUCAGUUGCAGGGAGGAAACAUACAUAUGAAGAAUGCCAUCCAGAGGACGAGGAUGAUAAACCAGACCCAGGGGCACAGGAACAGUACAAAGUGACAAGGGCACCACGACAGUACGAAGAUAUCGAUAAGGAUUAUGAACAACAGAAAGCCGAAACCAAAGAUUCUAACAAUGCAAGGUUGUCACAAAAGCAGUCCGGAGAGUUAAAUUAUGUUGAUGUUGAAUUUACCAAGCCACAAAAGAAGAAAAAGAGUAAAAAAGACAAAGAAUCGGAUUCUAGUGACGUUCCAGCGGCUUCUGUGGAAUAUAGUGAAGUGGUCAUUCAAAACUCUAAACCCACGAUAAACUGAAUGUCCACUUUUCUUAAUGUUGUCUUCUGUACAUUUGUAACUUACGCAUUUUGUAUAUUCAUGUGACGUUAAAUAUUUUUAGUGGUUUUUUAUUUGUAUAUAUAAGUUCACAAGUUUAGGUAACUUUGACUUUGUACAUUUUGAGUAAGGUUUGUCUCUAGAAGGCGGAUUUUACUACUGUUUCACCUAGUGUACUAUUAUCUAGGGUUUUCAAACCUUAUAAGGUAACCUUGGUGUUUGAAAAUAUUAUUGUUAUGUAUUGACAAAUGAAAACUAAGCAAAAAAUAUGCGUAUUGCAAUUUUAAUGAAUAUGUGGAUAAUAAUGCCAUUUUUUUUUCAAAUUAAUUUUCAAUUAAACAAAAAAAUCGCAUGUAUUAAAUUGCCAUGUAACUUGAAUUAGAUGACGUGCUUCAUGAUUCUUUAUAAUCUACAUCUGUAUCAAAUGUAGCCUUAUGUAAAUGUCUACAUGUAUAAGUCAACAACCUUGCAUGUAGAUAGAUGAUGGAAUUUACGCAUUGUUUGUAUUGAAUUUAUGUGUGUUUAAAUAGUUUUUUAAAUUCCUCAAGUUAUAUAUGUAUAUGUAAUCGUGAACACUUCACAUGAUUGCAAGUUUUAGAUUUUUAACACAAUUUUGAUAAUUAAACAAUAAUAAGAUCUUCCAUGAA